GGCCCAUCACAGCCAUCAUUUGUUGUUUUUAAAGUUAUACAUGAGAAUUUCAAAACAGCCAUAGUGACUGAAGAGAAGAGGCUUAUACACGCUUUACAAACAUGAAGCUCAACAUCGAUGGUCUGUUGGUGUAUUUUCCAUAUGACUACAUAUAUCCUGAGCAGUACUCUUACAUGCUGGAGCUGAAGAGGACUUUGGAUGCUAAGGGUCAUGGAGUCCUGGAGAUGCCUUCAGGGACAGGGAAGACUAUCUCUCUGCUGUCUCUCAUUGUUGCCUACCAAAAGGCCUUUCCUUUGGAAGUGACCAAGCUGAUAUACUGCUCCAGGACUGUUCCAGAGAUUGAAAAGGUCGUGGAGGAGCUGCGGAAGUUGAUGGAGUAUUAUUCCAAGCAAACUGGUGAAAGCAACAACUUCCUGGCUCUGGCCCUCUCCUCCAGAAAGAACCUGUGUAUCCACCCUGAGGUGAGUGCUCUGCGCUUCGGCAAAGAGGUUGAUGGGAAGUGCCACACCCUGACAGCCUCGUAUAUCCGUGCCCAACGCCACAGCGACUCCAGCGUGCCUGUGUGCCGCUUCUACGAGGACUUUGAUGCCGUCGGCCGACAGGUGCCUCUUCCUGCAGGCAUCUACAACCUGGACGACCUGAAGGACUUUGGGAGGAGGAAAGGAUGGUGUCCUUAUUAUCUGGCACGCUACUCGCUCCUGCACGCUAACAUCGUGGUGUACAGCUACCACUACCUGCUGGACCCGAAGAUCGCUGACCUGGUGUCCAAAGAGCUGUCCAAGAACUCUGUGGUUGUGUUUGAUGAGGCUCACAACAUAGACAAUGUGUGCAUAGACUCCAUGAGUGUGAACAUCUCCAGACGGACUCUGGACCGCUGCCAGGCCAAUGUGGACACUUUGCAGAACACCAUCCAGAAUAUAAAGGAGACAGACGCUAAUAAAUUGAACAUGGAGUACAGGCGGCUGGUGGAAGGGCUGAAAGAAGCCAAUGUUGCCAGGGAAACGGACGUCUACCUCGCCAAUCCUGUGUUACCAGAUGAAAUCCUACAAGAGGCCGUCCCUGGGUCUAUCCGCACAGCAGAGCACUUUGUCCGUUUCCUAAAACGUUUUCUGGAGUAUCUGAAGUCCCGUCUCAGGGUCCAUCAUGUGGUGCAGGAGAGCACCCCGCAGUUCCUCAAAGACAUCUUCGACAAAGUCUGCAUCGACCGCAAGCCCCUCAGGUUCUGUGCAGAGCGGUUACAGUCGCUGCUCCGGACCCUGGAGAUCGCAGACAUCGCAGACUUCUCAGCUAUUACUCUCAUCUCCAACUUUGCUACCCUAGUCAGCACCUACAGCCAAGGUUUCACCAUCAUCAUUGAGCCCUUUGAAGACAGAACUCCCACCAUCGCUAACCCCGUGCUGCACUUCAGCUGUAUGGACCCGUCUAUCGCCAUCAAACCAGUGUUCCAGAGGUUUCAGUCGGUCAUCAUCACCUCUGGGACUCUCUCUCCUCUGGACAUCUAUCCCAAAAUCCUCGACUUCCGCCCUGUUACCAUGGCAUCCUUCACCAUGACACUGGCCAGGACCUGCCUCUGUCCUCUGAUUGUUGGCAGGGGGAACGAUCAGGUGGCCCUGAGCUCAAAGUUUGAGACCAGAGAAGACUUCGCUGUGAUUCGUAACUAUGGCAACCUACUCCUUGAGAUGUCUGCGGUCGUUCCCGAUGGCAUCGUGGCAUUUUUCACCAGCUACGUCUACAUGGAGAAUAUCGUGGCGUCGUGGUAUGAACAGGGGAUCCUGGAGAACAUCCAGAGGAACAAGCUGAUCUUCAUCGAGACUCCGGACGCUGCAGAGACCAGCAUGGCUCUGGAAAAAUACCAGGAGGCCUGUGAGAACGGCAGAGGAGCCAUCCUGCUGUCUGUGGCCAGAGGAAAGGUGUCUGAGGGAAUAGACUUUGUGCACCAUUUUGGGCGUGCAGUCAUCAUGUUCGGGGUGCCGUAUGUUUACACACAGAGCCGCAUCCUGAAGGCCCGGCUUGAGUACCUCCGGGAUCAAUUCCAGGUCAGAGAGAAUGACUUCCUGACGUUCGAUGCCAUGCGUCACGCAGCCCAGUGUGUGGGCCGAGUCAUCAGAGGCAAGACCGACUACGGACUCAUGAUCUUUGCUGACAAGCGGUACGCACGAGCAGACAAACGUGGGAAGCUGCCUCGCUGGAUCCAGGAGCACAUCACCGACGGCAGUCUGAACCUCACUGUGGACGAGGCCGUGCAGCUCUCCAAACACUUCCUGAGGCAGAUGGCCCAGCCGUUCAGACAGGAGGACCAGCUGGGUCUCUCUCUGCUGACUCUGGAGCAGCUGGAGUCUGAGGAGAUGCUGAAAAAGAUCAGUCAGAUCGCUCAUCAGAGCUGAGAGUUGCAUAUAUGCAGUGGAUAAUGUCAUCACCGUGGCAACACCCAUAAUGGGAUCAGCAGUAUUUACAAUGGCAUCCUGAAAAGCAGAGAAAUAAAACGAUUGUUUUGUAACUAUGCAGCAGAGGCAACACAGGUUGUUAUGGGUUCACUACAUCAGGACAUUCAGACUAAGGGUCAGGAAAUCAGCUCAUCACUAAACAAAAGAAAAAUAAAUAGGAUGGAGUGUUUGUCUUUUAUACAAACGUAACACAUUUAGUGAGAUUCAGGAUUUUUGAUGUCUAAACAUCAUUAGUAGGUCAACACGUUUCUUUAACUACAAAUCAAGAUUCCUCUGGGUGUCACUGCGGUCAUAAAGCGUCUGUCAUACAGACAGAACUACUGUUAGUUUCCUCUAACUGUACAGUCCCAUUUUUUACUGAACAUGAAUAUUUGUAUCUGUUUUCCACCAGGAUGUCGGAAAAUAAAUGUUUGUAUCUAA
Notothenia coriiceps (black rockcod) is the source of this 2864-nucleotide messenger RNA. It is a transcript of the gene ercc2, whose product is annotated as excision repair cross-complementation group 2. The record is from RefSeq and is a predicted model, not a curated record. NCBI's taxonomy places the organism in Eukaryota, Metazoa, Chordata, Actinopteri, Perciformes, Nototheniidae. The transcript is spliced from 23 exons. Gene Ontology annotation, cellular component: nucleus. The coding region runs from base 102 to 2384 and encodes 760 amino acids. Gene Ontology annotation, biological process: positive regulation of mitotic recombination; transcription by RNA polymerase II; nucleotide-excision repair. Gene Ontology annotation, molecular function: damaged DNA binding; hydrolase activity, acting on acid anhydrides, in phosphorus-containing anhydrides; ATP binding.